Gossypium raimondii (Peruvian cotton) is the source of this 3064-nucleotide messenger RNA. RefSeq lists its product as uncharacterized. Lineage: Eukaryota; Viridiplantae; Streptophyta; Magnoliopsida; Malvales; Malvaceae. The record is from RefSeq and is a predicted model, not a curated record. The coding region runs from base 239 to 2908 and encodes 889 amino acids. The transcript has 5 exons.
AUGCAAACUAACACAUGCAUUUAUAAAAGAAGAAUAACCUUCUCUUUUCCUGAUUGCCCUUUAUCCCCUUUUCGCCUUUAUAUUUCUUACCAUAUACUCACUUCCAUUAAGUCAAUCUUCCCUUUGAUGUUUUCAACCUUCUUUAUAGGAAAAAGCCCAAACCCCAUUGUUUUAGUUUAAUUCUCUUCAUCUUCUUCUUCGUGUAACAAGUCUAAAGUUUGCUUCUUUUUCUUAAUCCAUGGAUCAUGGGAGACAUCAUUCCUCAGGGCAUGAGAGCCAUGGAGUUCAUUUGUGUCACAAAUGUGGGUGGCCAUUUCCAAACCCACAUCCUAGUGCAAAACACAGGCGUGCCCACAAGAAGAUUUGUGGUACCAUUGAAGGCUUCAAGCUGGUUCCCUCGGCUGAACAAAUAACACGUACAAAUGGUUCUGAUGACGAACCAGUUCCAUAUGAUGAUCACAAAAACCCAAAUGCUGCAAUGGAGUUUCAAGAUGGUAGAUUUGGUGUUGGAAGGCAGGACAGUUUGGAUAAUGUUGGCAAACCAGACACGGUUGCUGAAAAGGAUCUUCCUGCUACCAUUUCUUUAAAACAUUUAGAAGAUUCUGAUAUUGUGCAACCACCACAGAAUUCAGCUGAAAGUAGCCAAAACAAAAAUCCUUUUACGAAAAGCAUGCUUUUUGUGUCAAAUGGCACACUAGAGCACCUAGAUGUUGGCUUGAGCUAUAGUAAGGAUUCCGAGGAUAGAACUGCUUCUGUUAGUGGUGUUGUUCCAACCGAAGCGGAAACACUAAAAGGUGUCCCCGAAGAGAGCAGGGAAGUUGGUGCUGGUGCUAGUGCUGCAGAAUGCUCUGUUGAGCAGCCAACUAAUACAAAUGGAAAUGAAGAAGGCAAGUUAAAUGCAAACCUCUUGGAUGGCUUGAUUCUUCCAAGCGAACAAGCUGCUGGUGAAGUAUCGAGAACAGUGCCUACUUCGGAAAAGACAUUAGGUUUAACUUUAGAUAUUUUUCAGUUGAAUGAAGAUUUCAGUGAUAGGUUGGCUUCCAAGACAUCCAUGAACGAAACUGGUGAGCAAGAAGAGACUGGUGGUAAUGGAAACCCAGGAACGGGUAUAGAAAGAAAUGUAAUAGAUAUUGUGACAUUGAACAGUGAGGGUAUAACUUCUGUGACUGAAUCAGCUGAAAAAACUGUUGAACCAUCUGUAGAAGUCCACGACUCUGUUUUACAGGACAAACCUGAUACUGCUCUAACAAAUCAGCUGUAUGAAGACAUUGAGAUAGAUGCUUCGUAUAUGCAUGUUGCCAAAGACAGCUACGAACUUGGCGGAAACCACGAGGCUAUUGUUAAAGAAGUGCUUUUUGAGGGGAAAGCUGGUUUGCUUCAAGACCGUAAAUGGUCUGAUGAACUGCCUCCUGUUGAUGCCGAUUCAACUGAGAAUGAGAAGGACCAGGAAGUUGGCUCUCUUCAAGAACAACAGCCUGUUUAUGUUGCUGAUGAUUUAGAUCCAACAGGUUUCUUGGGAAGCAUGAUAAAUGAUUUACCUGAGGGGAAACCAUUGGUUGUGGAUGCUGAUAUUGAGGCAGGAAGGUUAAAUAAUGUAGUUGGCGAGGAUGUUAUCUGUGUUCCCAAUGAUAAUCUUGGAAGAAUUGAUGAUCAGACUUAUGUGAAAAACUCAUCAUGUGAAUCUAUGAAUAAUUCUUCUCCAUCUCAUACUAAUCCAGCAUCCAAUUUGCUUGAAGUUGACAAUUCUGAUGAUAUUGGUGAAAAGAAAACCGAAAAACAUGAUAUCAAUGUAGUUGAAAGUGGUGACGAAAUAGAGGAUUUAAUAAAGGCCAACUCUACAUCUCAAUCCCCAGAUGUCAUAGAGGAAGUGAACAAGACUAAAGGCCCACACUUGGAUAUGGUUUCAGACAGGGAAUAUGAAGAACUCGAACUAAGUAUGGAUUAUAAGAUACAGGGAGAGGGUGCUGGCGAAGAUCUUGUGUCUUUUGCAGUAGACAACAAUGGAGGAGGAAAUGGGUUUGAGAGAACUUCAAUAGACCAAUCGAAGAAAGAGUUGAUGCAUUCUCUUUCGUAUUCCAACCCUACCAGUCAAAAUUCUGGUGCUGUUGAUGAUAACCAUACCAGAGAGUCUGGACUAGAUGCAUUCGGGACUAGUACGGUAAUUUUGCAAGGAGAGGCUGAUAAUGGUCCUAUUAAACCUCAACCUGAUACAACUGUAGGUGAUGUUUCAAUUGGAUCCAGUAGUCAUACUGAUAGUUUGGAAGCUCACUGGGGAUCUAUUUCAGUUCUUUCAACCCAAUCGGAUGCCUUUUCCGAGGCAGAGAAAACCAAGAAAUCAAAAGCUGUAUCUAAGCAGCAUUUUGAUACGUCCGAUGAAUUUGAGCCACCAUCUUUCAUGACACUGGUUGAGCCUGGAGGUAGCAACGAAAAAUCCACUAUUUCUGAAAUUCAGGCAGUACAAACUGCUGAAAGCACUCGAACGAUACCUUUGCAAGCUGGCUGGUUUCCUUCUGUUACUCAUGGUGCAAAUGAGUCUCUGGGAAGAAAGAAGAACGAAGAGAUCAUAAAAAAAGUAACCAACUGGAAUGCAAAGCAACACACUCCAUUGAAGAACUUACUUUCUGAAUCCAACAGUGAAACAAAACCGAUGUCCCCGAAUUCAAAACAAAGCGCCACACCAGUUGUAGGUCGAAAUUAUGAUAAAGUAGGUGAAGAUAAUGAAGAUAUGGGAGGUAAAGCUAGCUCAACUGCGGGCCCUGAAACACCAGUAGCUGAGCCAACUAACAUUGAAGUAGAGAAAGAAUGGAGUUCGCCGGCAAGGUUCCCGGCUGAGAUUAAGCGAGGGAAAAGGAGAGUAAAAGGUAGGCCACUGUGGUUUCAAUUUGUAUGCUGCUCAUCUAUAAAUUAGGAUCAUAAAAUGCUCAAAAGACUUUAAAGUUUAGAGAACAUUAUUGAUUGUAGGUGCUCUCUUCAAUUACUUACAAGUGAAACUGUUUAAGUUCAGGGAUUUGCAUAUAUUUUAGUAAACAAAUCCCAUGUUCUUUGGGUGCAAUAUGUUUGCAAA